CUUUUUGCGGAAAUACGACUUAGUAGUGAGAAGGACGCAAAUAAAUUUGUCACUCUUUCCGAAUGUGUAAUACUGACCAGUUCAACCUUCUCAUCGAAAAACUGAAAGAUAAUCCUGUAGAAGAGAUCAGAUGUCGUACUUUAGCCAAUAUUCAGUCGAAAUUAAAUCGAGGUUUAUUGCCAUCAGAUAAGAAGUGUCUGUCGAAACUUGUUAAAGUAUUGCUGUUCUCUUUGGAGCAGAGUCCAUCUUUUGAAACCAAUCGCAUAUUUACGAUACUCAAAAAACUGCUUCUGAAUCCCGAAACCAAAACACUUUUAGCAUUAGCUGGAGGAUGUUCUGUACUCACAAAGAUGCGUAAUUCGACAUCAAACAGUGAAUUAAAAAGGGAUAUUGAUGACAUAUGCGUUUUGAUUACUGAGGAUCCGUCCUUAAUUGAAACAACCAGAGAUUUCAAGAAUAACACUCUGAAAGGAAUACAGGAGUCUAGUGAUCUAAAUUCUACUGAAUCCAAUUUUGUAAUGCCUACUUCACCAGAUUUCUUGCAAACUCGUAAAGGUUCGUCCAAUUUAUCUGUUACACAAGGAAAUACCAAUAACUUAGAUUUAAACCGUUUUACAUCGUCCUAUUCAUUCAACCAAGUCUGUCGAAAUCAUCUUUUAUAUUUUCCCAUGGUCGUGCUUACAAAAGACGAUGUCGGUGUUUUAUGCACAACUUUAAAAUCUAUCUGUUCAAAGGAACCUAAUAUUUGUAUUUCUGGUAUUCGCUUUCUCCAUGGUGUUGUACUUAAAGACUUCCCAGCUGAAUUAUUUCUUCAAAGAACUGAUUUCAUAGAGAAUCUUUUUCGAAUUUUAAAUGAAAAGAAUUUGGAGAUCGUUUAUUCAGCUACCAGUUGUUUGAUUAGCCUUUGUCGUGCUCUUAUCACAAGAAUUUAUUAUCACUUGGAUCCUAACAAUUACGUAUAUUCAAGUCAAACUGGUGACCGGAUGCCGUCCUCUGGCCCUUCGGGAACACAUGAAACUGAGCAAACAUUUUUUACGUUCAUCAAUGACUCAACACAACCCAAGUUUGUGGAUCUACCACUCCAGGAACAAGAGUUCGAUAUUCCGACGAAGACGUACACAAACAGUCUUAUUCAAUGCUAGACUUUUGCUUCCAGUUAUUCAACGUAAUAGGUAGUGGGUUAUUAACAGUCCUAGAUUAUCGUAACCAAUCGGCAAAACAAAAUGCCUGUAAGGCAUCACACAUCAAUACAAGUUGUAGUAAGCAUGACUGGGAAUACAAAUUGGAGUCUAAUUUUCUACUCCUUCUCGAUGUUGGGAUCAAUUUGUUACUGACUAGUUUAUCUCCUCAUCGUUAUACAAAUCAGUAUGACAAGGUUUGUCAAAAGAAUCAAACAAGCGACCCUAUGUCAUUUAUCAACGCAGUAUUCCUAAUUGUUCCUCCCUCUGUCGACCUUAUUAAAUCUUCUGAAUUGCCACCUGACUUUUAUACAUGUAUGGAACAGUUAGGUUCGAUUUUGUCCCUUUAUUCAACCAAUCAAGUUCAUGAUAAUACAACAAUCAUGGAAUCUCUCAUAAGUUGGAAUACUUUUGAGAUGGUCAACUAUAUUAAUAAAGCUAAUUUACCUGGUGAAUGUGAACGACAAA
Messenger RNA from Schistosoma mattheei, 1646 nucleotides. NCBI's taxonomy places the organism in Eukaryota, Metazoa, Platyhelminthes, Trematoda, Strigeidida, Schistosomatidae. The record is from the annotation of a GenBank genome assembly.